GGGGCGGGGCGGUGCCGCCCCUCACGGCGGAAGGGGCGGGCGACAGCGUGGUGGCGGCAGCGUGGUACCGCGAUGGGCCGCAAGAAGAAGAAGAAUGGUGCAGGCGGCAGAGAGGGUCGGCUGGUGGUGACUUUUGACGAGGACAGGCGGAGGGAGUACCUGACCGGCUUCCACAAGAGGAAGGUGGAGCGGAGGAAGGCGGCCCUGGACGAGAUCAAGCGGAAGCUUAAGGAGGAGCAGAGGAAGCUGAAGGAGGAGAGGCACCAGGAGUACCUGAAGAUGCUGAGCGAGAGGGAGGAAGCGCUUGAUGAGGCUGAUGAACUCGAGCACUUGGUGACAUCACGCACAGAGUCUGUGAACAUCGACCACCCGAAUCACAUUGUAACCGUGACCACCAUCAGUGACCUGGACCUCUCCGGGGCACGCCAGCUGGGAUUGACCACACCUGUGGGCAAGAGUGAUGAAUCAAAAGAAGAGAAAGGAGAAGAGGUGGUGAACAAGCCUGUAAAAGCAAUGCCCAAGAAGUCCAGAAACCCUUUCCUGUCUGAAAAGAUCUCUGCUCUUACUGCCACGCUGCACAUGCGCAGCCGGAAAAAGAGAAAAGGAAAGAGACUCCAACGUGGGCAAGGCCCACGCAAGAAAAUCCAGAAAUCCGGCACGGGGCGGACCACUAAGACUCAGCGGCGGAGGCUGACGGGCAAAAUGAGCCGUGAUCAAGAUUGAUGAAGGAACUAGUGCUCAGCCCAGCAGCUGGGACAGUGCUCCACAUCUGGCCGGCUGCUCUCUGGGACCCUUUCACUGUGGGCAAGGGCCUUGUUGACUUGGCUCUCUGACCAGCAGUGAGCCCAGAUCACUUUUCCUCUCCCCUCCUGAGCUCCAGUCAGGGUGACUAUGGACACUCUACCCAUGUGUUUCCAAGUGAACUCCAGCUACUAAGUGCCUGGGUGCCAUGGAGUCUCUAAAAACUUCUGCUGGGAUCACACUGUCUGUUUGGCAUGACCCUUCUGUCCUUGAGCCUCACCUUCCAGAGCUGACACCUGGCUUUAUCAAAGGAGAGGAUCUGGGGCAGAGUGCAACAGGCACAUGGUCGUGGCAGUUUAAGAGGCUUGGAAGAGCUCUGGUUCCACUCUUGCGCAUCAGUGCCCUGGCUUUUCUCCUGUGCAGUAAAUCCUUUUUCCAUAGGGGUGGGGUGUCAUCUUGUCUCAUGUGUUUCUUCUCCAGUGCCGCACUUGAAUGCAGGGGUACUCUUUGUUUGCUACCUGUGCCAGGUGGAAUUUGGUAACACUGUGACUAAAUCUUUAUUAAGUCAUUUUGCUAAGAAAAAAAAAAACACCCACUUGUGUCUUAUUUGAACUGUAACAGCAACUGUGCUAAGGCCAGUACCAGUUGGAAAGGGGGGAGAUAGUUCCUGGUUCUUAAAGGAUAUUGAAAUCCACUGGUGCUUGGGAAAUGGAGCUAUUUCUGUUGUGCCAAGCCAUCCAGAGCAGGAAUGGCUCAUUCCAUUGUCUGCUGAAUGUGCCGAUCUUAAUUGCGAUAGCUCAGAGGAGUAUGAAAUGCCCUAAUGCCCUUGUUGUAUGUGUGUGGCCCUCUCUGGGAUGGGAGUGGCAGAGGCUGCCCUUGCCCUUUACCUCAGGGCUGCUGCAGUCAGCAGGAGUUAAUUGCCUUUCUUCUUCGGACUUCAGUAUAUGUUUUUUAGCAUGGAUGCCUUCAGCAGGAGGGGAAAAAAAAGAGUUUGCAUGGUUUGGGUUAAGGAAUACUGGUGGCAAAACUGAGUGAAUCCUCUGAGGAGAAGAGCAAGCCUAGGCAGCAUGCUGGCCUCUAUUCUGGAGUAUCUGUAGGAGAUGGUGGCCAUUCUGCCCCUGUCAGCCUCCGCCCAUGCCACAUGUGUACUGGCAAGGAAAUGACAAAGGAAGAAAAGGCUUGUGUGGCCAAAACCCCCACCAGAAAACUGGCAACCCAGCAAUGGGAGAGUACAUAUGUUCCUCAUGCCAGAAGUGGGAGGGGAAAGAGCAAACCAGUGCUUGAGGCUUCAUGGAGAAACAUCAGAGCAAUGCUGAUGGCCACCAGCCACUAAAGCUAACUGCAGCCUGGUGGAUCUCUCCAACGUUUCUUGGACCAUGUGCACACUGAGUGUUGAGAAGGGUACAAUCUCAACGCUGACAGCAGCCACACAAUUUCUGCUGGAGCAUCUUCCUCUGGAGGGAACUGGGUGGCAUGCAUGUGAAGCAGGGGGUCCCUUUGUACCUCCCUUCUGGAGGUGAAUGGUGGGAAAGUGGAUACUGUUUUAUCCCAUGUGCCUUGCGUGCUUGGACUCUUGAGUCCUAUACUGAGCUGAGUUCUUAAGCGCUAAUGUGGAAUAACCUCAGUCACAUCAUGAAAAUGCAGUGUAUGUGGUCCCCUCGCCUCCAAAAUAGUUUUGGUACAUUGCCUUAAAGGCUGCUCCAGAAUGCACAUUAAGCCCAUGAGCUGUGUUACCCGGCCUUCCUGUCUUGCCUUGAGGUGUUGGCUGUUUCAGAGCUGUGAAAACAACUCCAAGGCAAGGCCAAAAGUCUGAUGCUCGGCUGGAUUUCAUCCAAAGUGUCCAAGAGGAUCAUAAAAGCAUUUCUCCUUGUGGUUUGGUAGUUAAUAUGCUCUAGAGCUAUUGUGUGGUUGUUGGGUUUGAGAGGGGUGUAGGAGGGAAGGAGAGGGAAAUUCUGCUUAGAAUGGUGUGCCAAAGGGACUGUAGCUCAAAGCUGGAGGACAUUGUGUGACAUCCUUUGUAUGGGUCAUACAGCACCUUUCCCUUCAGACAUUCUGCCUUCUGGAAUAAAUGUGGGCAGGUGACUUUUGCUUCCCCACCCCAAGAGUUUGCUCUGGAGCUGGGAUGGCCAUUGUAAAGGAAAUGUACAGUCUGUGUGUUUGUGACAUCUCUGGAAGUGUGGUGGGAACUGUGGAUUACUUGCCUUCCACAGCCUGUAGGCAGCCUGGCACAUAAGGACAACACUAGAUUGCCUCAUUGUAGUCCUGAUGGGGUGAUAAGAGGGACAUCAACAGCACUUCAGUGUCAUUUGGAUGCCAGGUGAUUUACAAGAAUCUUUCUUUUAGGUUGCUGUAUUCCUGGCCCUAAUAACGUCUGAGCCUUUCUCAAGUGUCAGGUGUCCCCUCUAAUCACCAGCAGCCUCUUCCAUCUUCUGAAAGCUUCCAGUUCCUGCUGUUAGGUUUUCACAUUAAGAAACCAAGGCAUAUGGAAAAACUGAGAACAGAACUGUUACAUCCUAGGCCAAGUUAACCAUCAGGAUUGUUCACUGCAGUAUUGAUUUCUCCAUUUGAUCGAUUAAAGCUUUAUUUGGUGAUGUAAA
Messenger RNA from Pezoporus flaviventris, 3338 nucleotides. It is a transcript of the gene NOL12, whose product is annotated as nucleolar protein 12. The transcript is spliced from 6 exons. Bases 73 to 723 code for a protein of 216 amino acids. Gene Ontology annotation, molecular function: RNA binding. NCBI's taxonomy places the organism in Eukaryota, Metazoa, Chordata, Aves, Psittaciformes, Psittacidae. The record is from RefSeq and is a predicted model, not a curated record. Gene Ontology annotation, cellular component: nucleolus.